AUCAAAGUUUCGACGACAUGGUGGACGCGGCGGGGGCGCUGUGUAACGCCAGCGAAACGCCUCUGUUGAGGCCCGAGGCUCGCGUCUCCUCAGGCAAUGGAGAGCUGCAGCUGCUGGGAUGGAAUGUGCCACCGGAUCAGAUACAAUACAUCCCAGAGCACUGGCUGACACAACUGGAGCCGCCGGCCUCGAUGCAUUACAUGCUCGGCGUCUUCUACAUCUUUCUGUUCUUCGCCUCGACGGCGGGCAAUGGGAUGGUCAUCUGGAUCUUCAGCACAUCGAAAUCGCUGCGCACGCCAUCGAAUAUGUUUGUGCUCAACUUGGCAGUCUUUGAUUUGAUCAUGUGCCUCAAGGCGCCGAUGUUCAUCUACAACAGUUUCCAUCGCGGCUUCGCUUUGGGCAACACGGGCUGUCAGCUCUUUGCGGCCAUUGGUUCAUAUUCGGGGAUUGGAGCUGGGAUGACGAAUGCAGCGAUUGGCUACGAUCGCUUCAAUGUGAUCACCAAGCCAAUGAAUCGCAAUAUGACCUUCACCAAGGCCGUUGUCAUGAACAUUAUCAUCUGGUUGUAUUGCACGCCUUGGGUCGUCUUGCCGUUGACUCAGUUCUGGGAUCGCUUUGUGCCCGAAGGAUACCUCACCUCGUGCUCGUUUGAUUACCUGACGGACAACUUUGACACGCGUCUCUUUGUGGGCACCAUCUUCUUCUUCAGCUUCGUCUGCCCCACGCUGAUGAUUAUCUACUAUUACAGCCAGAUUGUGGGUCAUGUCUUUAGCCACGAGAAGGCGCUGCGUGAGCAGGCCAAGAAGAUGAACGUCGACUCGCUGCGCUCCAAUGUCGACAAGAGCAAGGAGACGGCCGAGAUACGCAUCGCCAAGGCGGCCAUUACUAUCUGCUUCCUGUUCUUUGUCUCCUGGACACCAUACGGAGUCAUGUCUCUAAUUGGAGCCUUUGGUGAUAGAAGUCUACUCACUCCAGGUGCCACCAUGAUACCGGCCUGCACUUGCAAACUGGUCGCCUGCAUAGACCCCUUCGUGUAUGCCAUCAGUCAUCCAAGGUACCGCUUGGAGUUGGCCAAACGUUGCCCCUGGUUGGCCAUCAAUGAGAAGGCGCCAGAGUCCAGCUCGGCAGCCUCCACGACCACGGAGCAACAACAAACCUCGGCAGCUUAAGACAAAUUGAUUAUCGAUCUAGGAACACGCUGAACCCGCUUUUCGACCAUGACACGACAUCGAACUAGGAACACUUUCGUAAUAUUUAUGCCAACUAUACUAUAAUAUUUUCUUUUUAUUUUUUUGUUACUCUAUAAUUUAGUAGUAUUUUAUUGCAAACAUGUGAAGAGAAAAACCCAAAAAAAAAAAGUGAUAAAAAGAAAUAAAUAAAUGGAACAGCAGUA
Molecule: messenger RNA, 1393 nt
Organism: Drosophila nasuta
Lineage: Eukaryota; Metazoa; Arthropoda; Insecta; Diptera; Drosophilidae
Gene: Rh4
Product: Rhodopsin 4
Exons: 1
Coding region: 18-1169 (383 amino acids)
Biological process (GO): visual perception; G protein-coupled receptor signaling pathway
Cellular component (GO): membrane
Molecular function (GO): G protein-coupled receptor activity
Source: RefSeq, a predicted model, not a curated record